UUAAUUCUCAUUCGAGUUGGAAUUUUCCUUUUGCUAUUUUUCGCAAGCAAAGUGUGGAAUGCUUGUUGCGGAGGACAAAGAAACAUUUAUCCUCAUUCCUCUAGAAAACUUCGAGAACAAUUUCCCGGCACGCAUGUUAAAUUCUCCGAACACAAAGAGAAAUAUCCCAAGAUUGCUUCCGCAAAACGUCCCCUCCUUCCUAUUCCCCCAAGCAUUCAGGAGUGCUGUUGUUUAUUGUGCACCGAAUUCGGUAUAAACACAUGUUAACAAAGAUACCAUGCUCCAUUUUCAAUUGCGAAAACAAUCUUUGGAAUCUUAUCGAGCCGAAGAUGUCUUUCCUUAUUUCCUUUUCCAUCUAACCCUCGAUCUGAAUCUUCCUAAGCAAUUUGAGCUAUUCGUUGAUCACAUCUUCAAACAGCAUACAAAGGUAAUCAAUUGACGUCAGCGUAUUCUCAACCAUUCAACCAAGCCAACACGUUGGAGAUAAUCUCAAAAUUUGGAAGGAGACAACAAUGCCAACAGGCGCCCUCUCAAUAUCCAUGCCUAACACACCCAACAUCCCAACAAUUACUACAAAACACUCUGCUACACGCCCAACUUUCUUCCCUACAGUCGCUUGGUGGAAAAGCCUCCCAAGGCCGUCAUUUACGAGUUAUUACUCCUCGAAUUAUAAUAUCCGCGAAAGCAGAGAUGACACACAUGAUGAAAAUGGGAGGAGGGUAAUGGAAGAAGGAUUAUUGAGUGAGGGCGAAAGAGAAGAUUUCGAUGGGGUGAUUGCAGGAGUUGGAAUGGGAGACGAAUCCGGGUCGAGUUAUUGGAAGAUGGUUAGUGAUGAGGGACGGAGAAGGGGAAAGUUGCGAUUGGUUGUGGAGGUUUUAGGAGGUGUGGGAGUGGUCGUUGCGGUUGUUGGGUUGGCGCUUUUGAUCUUUGGGUAAUGGAUGCGAUCAACUUUGAAUAGGAACUGCUGCAUUAGCUGGAGUCCCUGAAGGGUUGUCAAAAUUGGGCUGAAGGCCGAGCAGCGGGAAGUACAUGGGAAAAUGGGGUAGGAUAAGCCGAAGGUGAAGGGUUUCAUCAUUGGAGGGAGAGGACAUAGCUGCAUAUACUCUAGAGGAAAGUAAUUAUGCAGUUACUCAUAUGCAGAGAUUGGAAUGGAAUCAGACUAGAAUUAUUUGUAUAUGAUAGAGUUC
This is a messenger RNA of Sclerotinia trifoliorum, 1187 nucleotides long. NCBI's taxonomy places the organism in Eukaryota, Fungi, Ascomycota, Leotiomycetes, Helotiales, Sclerotiniaceae. The record is from the annotation of a GenBank genome assembly.